AUGACAGACAGAUACAUUCUCGUUACGGGUGGAGCUGGCUAUAUUGGGUCACACACUGUCAUUGAGUUAGUCAACAAUGGAUAUAAGGUUGUUAUCGUCGACAACUUAUCCAAUUCAUCAUAUGAUGCAGUGGCCCGUAUUGAGUUCAUUGUCAACCAACAUAUUCCAUUUUUCGAUGUCGACUUGAGAAACCGCGAGGAGUUGGACAAAGUGUUUAAACAAUACAGUAUUCAUGGUGUCAUUCAUUUUGCUGCAUUGAAAGCCGUAGGUGAGUCAACUAAGAUCCCGUUGAAAUAUUAUGAGAACAACGUGGGUGGAACCAUGACAUUGCUCGACGUGUGUUCUGAAAACAACGUCAAGACAAUUGUGUUUUCAUCAAGCGCAACUGUAUAUGGAGAUGUCACUAGAUUUGGCCCCACCAAGUAUAUCCCCAUUCCAGAAACUUGCCCAACUGAUCCAACCAACCCUUAUGGAAAGACCAAGUAUGUUAUUGAGCAAAUGUUGAAAGAUAUUUAUACUAGUGACGAAGCAUGGCAAGUUGCAAUUUUGAGAUACUUUAAUCCAAUUGGUGCACAUCCAUCAGGAUUGCUAGGUGAAGAUCCCCUUGGUAUACCAAAUAACUUGUUGCCAUACUUGUCACAAGUAGCAAUCGGCAGGCGCGAGACAUUGUCCAUUUAUGGUGACGAUUAUGAUUCAACUGAUGGAACUCCAAUUAGAGAUUACAUACAUGUGGUUGACUUGGCCAAGGGUCACAUAGCUGCUUUGAACUAUUUGAAGAACCUACAAGAAAAAGGGUUGUACCGUGAGUGGAAUUUAGGUACUGGUAAAGGCUCCACCGUGUUUCAAGUCUAUAAUGCAUUUUGCAAAGCUGUUGGGAGAGAAUUGCCAUAUAAAGUUGUUGGAAGAAGACAAGGUGAUGUGCUUAACUUGACGGCUAAACCUGAUCGUGCACAUGAAGAAUUAAAAUGGAGAGCCGAAUUCACCGUUGAGGAUGCCUGUCGAGAUCUUUGGAAAUGGACAACUGAGAACCCCUUUGGUUUUGAAAUCAAAGGCUACAAGUGGCAGCAGUUUGAUGGUUUACACAAUCGUUUGCAUACUAUACAAAACAAGGAUUUGCAGGUGAGUUUUUGUAAUCGAGGUGCAUUGAUUCAGGAUAUUACGGUUGGUGAUCAACAUGUGGUUUGCGGCUUUGCUGGUGCAAAAGAAUACAAACUGAAAGCAAAUCCUUAUUUUGGAACCACCGUUGGUCGUUUUGCUAACAGAAUCAAAAACGGUGAAUUUGAGUUGGACGGAGCUAAAAUUACAUUAACCAAAAAUGAGGGUAACAACACACUACACGCAGGAGACCACGGAUUUGAUAAGCAAAACUUUUAUGGACCGGUCAUCAAGCACAAGGAUGGCAAGUUUACGGCUGAGUUUAAGGUUGUUGAUUUAGAUGGAACUGAUGGGUUUCCUGGGAGUUUAGAGGCAAUCGUACACUACACAAUCGACACCUCGUCGAUCGAGAUAGAAUAUGAAGCCAAGUUGCUUGAGGGUGAAUCCACAAUUGUCAACUUGACCAACCAUAGUUACUUCAAUAUCUCAAAUAACGCCACUAUUGAUGGUACCGAGGUUCAUUCCUCAGUGAAUAAGCUACUUGAGUUAGAUUCUCAGGGCCUUCCAACUGGUAAAAUUGUUUCCAGAAAUAUUCCAACAACAAUAUCAUCUGAUGUUUCUUUAGAUGAUUGUUUUGUUGUUGACAAAGAUUCCAAAACAAUAGAUACAAGGUCAAACGGUUUAUUGCCAUUGGUUGAAGCUACUCACCCAAACUCCAACAUAAAAUUUAUUGCGUCAAGUACUGAUCCUGCAUUCCAGUUUUACACAGGGGAUGGUAUCAACUGUACUCAGUAUGGAAAGAGAAGCGGCUUUUGUAUUGAACCAUCACGGUUUGUUGAUGCUAUCCAUCUAGAUGACUACAAGGGGCAAGUUGUCUUGAAAAAGGGUGACACAUACGGUUCAAAGAUCAACGAGAUUCAAAAGGGGCUUUCUAAGCUAACAGCCAAUGACUAUCUCGUUCUAGCGGGAACACUCCACGGGGUUCAUGCCAUUGGAUCAAAACUCACAUCAACAAUAAAUUCAACAAAUACAGCAACGGCGUCAUCCAAGUCCGCCGAAGACUUCAACUUACAACAGAAUGCUCAGAUACUAUCAACAGGUAGGCUGAUGAGCUCGAACAGUAACCGUACGGGGUUGAAAAGUGUCGAGACUGAUUUAUUCAAUUUGUACGUAUUUCAAACUGUUAGUGGACUAAAGUUUGUUUUGAUAACAAUGCCAAACUUGGACACCAGUGAAGUGCAGCGUACUGAUGACUUGUUUAAAUACUUGUACGUGGCUUAUUCCGAUUUUGUCAUGAAGAACCCAUUUUACUCGAUGGACAUGCCAAUCAAAAGCUCAUUAUUUGAUGCAAAAGUUAGAGAGAUAUUACUUUAG
Messenger RNA from Lodderomyces margitis, 2469 nucleotides. Its product is annotated as GAL10. NCBI's taxonomy places the organism in Eukaryota, Fungi, Ascomycota, Pichiomycetes, Serinales, Debaryomycetaceae. Gene Ontology annotation, biological process: beta-D-galactose catabolic process via UDP-galactose, Leloir pathway; vesicle-mediated transport. Gene Ontology annotation, molecular function: UDP-glucose 4-epimerase activity; carbohydrate binding. Gene Ontology annotation, cellular component: cytosol; TRAPP complex. The transcript has 2 exons. The coding region runs from base 1 to 2469 and encodes 822 amino acids. The record is from RefSeq and is a predicted model, not a curated record.